AUGGAGCUGGUGGUGCCUAUUUACCAAUGGCCCGCACCAUUGGAGGGCUCCAUGUACGAGCAGGUUGCAACAUCAUCUGUGCGCACGGUCACCGUGCUUAAUCCAGGAAACGGUCUGGCGAACCAGUGCCAGGGUUCUGUGCCAGCGAAUCCAGUCUGGCAGCCUGUGGUGACAUUGUAUGACAGCAAUCCGCCCGCAAGAACAAUUGGCUAUGUGUACAGUCAGUGGGGGAACCACUCCUUGUCCGUGGUCAAGCAGUCAAUCGACAACUACUUUGCUUGUUUCAACGUGUCUGGAAUUUUUGUGGAUGAGACGGCUACAGACCCCAGCCAGUGCAAUGGUCAUGAUGCCUAUUACGACCAACUCUAUGCCUACGUGAAGGGCAAGGAUCCGAAGGCCGAGGUCAUGUGCAACCCUGGCACGGGCUUUGACUACGCAGCCUGGAAGCACUGCUGCGACCGGGCCAUGGUUGUGGAAGUGUCACUGAGCUCCUUUAACGAUGGUUUCACUUCGGAAGCGAGCCCGUUCAUGGGUGCCACGCCCUACCCACCUGGUUUUGCAGUGGUGCUUGUCUACGGCGUGCCCGGAAUCACCGAGAUGCAGCAGGUGGUACGCCGGGCGGCAUGUGCGAAUUUCACGAACGCAGAUGGGGUUUGGGUGCUCGAGGAGGGCGGCAAUGGCGUAUUACCGAUGUACACAACGCUGCCGAGCUACUUCGCAGAGGAAGCAGAGUAUGUAAAGUCCGCCAUAGUGCCUGAGUGCCCACCGCCUCCCGCACCUCCAGUGUACACCCAAGCCCCAACUGGGGGGGCUUGCUGGUUCAAUCCAAACGACAACAACUGCGAGAUUUGCUACCCUGGCUACUACCAGUGCUCAUGGCAGGGUUGCUACAAGCAUCAAUGCUCGCCGCCUGGGGGAAGUGCGUGCACUAACCCUUGCUCCAGUUAG
Symbiodinium pilosum is the source of this 948-nucleotide messenger RNA. NCBI's taxonomy places the organism in Eukaryota, Dinophyceae, Suessiales, Symbiodiniaceae. The record is from the annotation of a GenBank genome assembly.